AUGACCGGGCCCCCUCCCCUAGACCACACUUCAGACCUGUCGUCCAAUAUUCAGACAACCGCUGCUUCAACUGCCCAAGAUGCCGAGGGACGACAGCCCGCCGCCGCCGCCUCCUCCGCCGCCCAACUCGCCAGUGCAAAGAUAAGCCUGCGCAAGACCCUUCGCCAGUUUCCCGACUUCCCUAUUCCUGGCAUUGACUUCGUUGAUAUCAUGCCCUUGUUCGCCAAUGUCGACGCCCACGCUACUCUCGUUUCCGCUCUCGAGCUGCAGAUUACCCAGACCUUCAACAACGUAAAGCCCGAUAUCAUUGUCGGGCUGGAUGCCCGCGGCUUCCUCUUUGGCCCUGGCCUUGCUCUGAGUCUUGGCGUUGGCUUUGCUGCCGUUCGCAAGAAGGGCAAGCUUCCCGGCCCUUGCGUCACUGCUGAGUAUGUCAAAGAGUACGGCAAGGAUUUGUUCCAAAUGCAGCAAGAUGCCAUCAAGGAGGGGCAGAAGGUUCUCAUUGUGGACGAUAUUAUUGCAACCGGUAAGCUUGGCCAACAACCCGAUCAAUUGCUAUCUCUAUGGAAAGAAACUUAUAGUAUGACUUUAGGUGGCUCUGCUAAAGCCGCAGCUGAUCUCGUCACGCAACUCAAGGGUCAAGUCAUGGGCUAUCUGUUCAUUCUGGAAGUUCCCGGUCUCGACGGCCGUGACAAACUUGGCGCGGCCCCUACAGCCAUCCUGCUGGAGGGCGUUUAA
Metarhizium brunneum ARSEF 3297 is the source of this 735-nucleotide messenger RNA. The record is from RefSeq and is a predicted model, not a curated record. Lineage: Eukaryota; Fungi; Ascomycota; Sordariomycetes; Hypocreales; Clavicipitaceae.